This is a messenger RNA of Sus scrofa (pig), 1824 nucleotides long. NCBI's taxonomy places the organism in Eukaryota, Metazoa, Chordata, Mammalia, Artiodactyla, Suidae. The record is from RefSeq and is a predicted model, not a curated record.
AAGGGAGAGGUCCCGCAUCCCCGCCCCCCCAGCCUCCCCCACCCUCAGCAUCCCGGCAGAGGGGGCGCUGGUUACAAGCGGUGAGCCUGCGCGGACCUCGGCCCACCCGGAGUCCCUAGUUCCUUCCGGGACCUCGUGCUGCGCGUCCUGAGCUGUGGACAAACGUGCGAUGACUCGUACCCGUCGGGAUGGCGCACAGCCGCUUCCCUGCCCCAAAUCCUCUGCCCCGGACUUGCAUUUUGAGUUGCAGGGUCUUGGGGGUCCCCCACGGGAACCAUUGCUUGGGGCCCCGGGGGCGUGGCAGAGGCGGGGCGCCGGGCGGGGUCUUGGCGCGUCUUCAGGGGGCUGGCCUCCUCAAGUCCCAGAGGAGCGCUGUGCGGCCCUGGGGGCCGCGGGUGCCAUGGGGGCGAGGGGCGUGCGCCUGGCCCUGUGCGGCUUCGCGCUGCUCUGCGCGCUGGGUCUGGGCCAGCGUCCGGCGGGGCGUUCAAGCUGCGGCGCCGGCCGCCUUCUACGCGGGACCGGGACGAACGCGCGCUGCUGCCGCUCUUGCGCCCGGGCUGAGGGGGUCUGUCCUGAGACGGACUGCGAGUGUAUCCAGCCCGAGUUCCACUGUGGAGACCCUCAGUGUAAGAGCUGCAAGCGCUACUCCUGUCCACCUGGCCAGGAGGCUCAGCCCGAAGGACCCUCCCCUCAGCCGGAGUCACAGCCUGCCCUGGAGAGCGGCACACAGGGGACCUGGUCUACGAACUUGUGUCACGCGGAGGAGGCGUAUGGGGUCAUUCUGCUGUGGCCCAAACACCAGGCGCCUCUCCUCAUCCACCCCGCAGCCCCCAAGCCUGUGUCUGUCUGUCUCCAGGGAAUUUCAAUUUCGGCUUCAAGUGUGUCGACUGUGUGGCAGGGACCUUCUCCGGGGGCCACGAGGGCCACUGCAAGCCAUGGGCAGAGUGAGUCCCGGGAGGCUUCCGGUGGCCGGGCAGCCCAGGCCCGCUCUGAGGGAGCGGCCUCUGCUGGGCCCCAGACAGCAGCGUGCGGAGGGGCUGCUCCGUGGCUGGGGGCUGACCAGGAGGCUCUGUGUCCCUGUGUCCCAGCUGCUCCCAGUUUGGGUUUCUCACCACGUUCCCUGGGAACAAGACGCACAAUGCCGUGUGCAGCCCGGGGCCACCGCCCGCUGAGCCGCACAGCCUGCUGACUGUCCUUCUCCUCGCUGUGGCCACCGGAAUCCUGGUCCUGACUGUGACCCAGCUGAGCCUGCACGUCUGGCAGCUGAGGAGGCAGAGAGCAUGGCCCCCAGGUCAGUUGUGCCCUGGGGAGGGGGUGGGGGCCCCUGGCCCGCCUGCUGACCACAACCCCUUUGCAGAGACCCAGCUGCUCCUGGAGGCACCGCCGCCCCCGCCCGAGGAUGCUUGCAGCAUCCAGUUCCCUGAGGAGGAGCGGGGUGAGCGGCUGUCGGAGAACAAGGCCCGGCUGGGGGACCUGUGGGUGUGAGGCUUGGCCGUCCUCUGGCCCAGAGGGCCCCGGGCCGGACCCCCCCAGAGCAAGGGCUCUGUGCCCUGCUGUGGGGCCCCAGCUCUCGGCCCGGCCCUGCUCCCCUCGAUGGCGGAAGCAGGUGGGGGAUGGUGGCUGCGACCAGUGCCCCGAUCGAUCGUGCAGAAGAGGCAGCAGCUGACUGGACCCCAGGGAAGACGCAGGCACCCUGAAGCUGCUUCCCUCUCUUGCUGGCCCUGUGGUGGGGGGCUGUGGUGCUUGGUUCCCAGAGCAGGAGGCUGUGGGACCACAGGACCUGGCUGCAGGCAGCUCUCAAUAAAUGCUUGUCCAGUUACCUGA